This is a messenger RNA of Closterium sp. NIES-65, 1860 nucleotides long. The record is from the annotation of a GenBank genome assembly. NCBI's taxonomy places the organism in Eukaryota, Viridiplantae, Streptophyta, Zygnematophyceae, Desmidiales, Closteriaceae.
AUGCUUCCAUCGUGUCGCGCCACGGCGCCGAACCUUCGAGAGAGGCUCGGCAAGGUGGUUCCGUCCCACCAAGUGAUUGGCAGCGUGCAUCAGUACUACGUGGACAGGUUUGGCUUCUUCCCAAGCUGCCAAGUCGUGGUGUGGUCAGGUUUGGCUUCUCCCCAAGCUGCCAAGUCGUGGCGUGGUCAGGAGACAACCCUUGGACCUCCGCUGCCCUGCAUCCUCUUCAUGUCGCUCCCCUCUUUCCACCCCUCGUUUCCCGCCUCCCCCCUCUUUCCUCCUUGUUUUCCAGGUUUGGCUUCUCCCCAAGCUGCCAAGUCGUGGCGUGGUCAGGGGAUAACCCUUGCAGCCUUGCUGGUGUUUGCAGUCGUGAUGGAUCCUCAACCUGGUCUGGAGGGCCACGUGUUUCCCAACCCAGUGGAUCCAUCCUCGUUUAUGGCCAUGAUCUGUUAUACGAACGGGUCGCUCACUCGGCAAGGUGGGCGAAUGGGAUUCUACUAUCUUGACCCGGAGAUCAUCCCUCCACUGCCUGGUAAGUUGGUAACCAGGUGGGCAUAUGUGCAGGAGGGCAUUUGUGCAGGUGGGCAAAUGGGAUUCUACUAUCUUGACCCGGAGAUCAUCCCUCCACUGCCUGGUGGGCAUAUGGGCAGGUGGGCAUAUGGGCAGGUGGGCAUUUGUGCAGGUGGGCAAAUGGGAUUCUACUAUCUUGACCCGGAGAUCAUCCUCCACUGCCUGCUGGGUGCAUGGGCUGGGCAGCUGGGUGCAUGGGCUGGGCAGCUGGGUGCAUGGGCUGGGCAGCUGGGUGCAUGGGCUGGGCAGCUGGGUGCAUGGGCUGGGCAGCUGGGUGCAUGGGCUGGGCAGCUGGGUGCAUGGGCUGGGCAGCUGGGUGCAUGGGCUGGGCAGCUGGGUGCAUGGGCUGGGCAGCUGGGUGCAUGGGCUGGGCAGCUGGGUGCAUGGGCUGGGCAGCUGGAGUCGUUUUUGAGGCGCCUCAAAAACGACCUCGGUGAAUGGGCUGCGCAGCUGGGUGCAUGGGCUGGGCAGUCCCCCUUUCUUACAGUGGGGACCCAUCGCUUUUCACCAACAGAGGGCGUGAGUAACUUAUUCAAGGCUGAACGGGCUUUCAAGAGUAAUCCUCUCUCUCUACUCAUCAACAUUCUGCCUAUCUCAUCGCCCCUUUGCCGCAUCCUUACAAGGGCGGAUAGUGAAGGGGCAGAUAGUGAAGGGGCGGAUAGUGAAGGGGCGGAUAAUGAAGGGGCGGAUAAUGAAGGGGCGGAUAAUGAAGGGGCGGAUAAUGAAGGGGCGGAUAAUGAAGGGGCGGAUAAUGGAGGGGCGGAUAAUGAAGGGGCAGAUAGCGAUAGAAUCACUAUCAGGGCAUUGGUGGAAGGGCAGUUGGUGUCAAUGAGAGGGCAUGCGGAGAGAAUCGGGUUGCAAAGUCCACCUGCCCGGAUCAUUGCCACGGGUGGCGGCUCAGCCAAUGAGGCAAUUUUGCGCACCAUGGCAAAUGUUUUUGGCUGCCCAGUGUAUACCUCCGCAACCACAGACUCUGCCUCGUUGGGAGCAGCGCUGAGAGCAGCACACGGCUAUCUCUGCCACACCCAAGGCUCCUUUCUCCCCUUCACCUCCCUCCUGGCUCAAGCCGGUGCCAGCUCAGCAAGUGCCACCUCAGCAAGCGCCACCUCUGCAGGUGCCAGCUCAGCAAGUGCCUCUGCAGAAGGUGCCACAUCAGCAGCAGCCCCUAGCGCUGUGUCUCUUUCCGAAGCAAUCCCUGCCGGAUCCCCGGACCUGCACGCAAGGUACGGGGAUAUGGUGGCUCGGAGAAUGGCUGUUGAGAAACAGCUACUGGAAGAAGCUACGGGGUAA